CAUUGGGCCACGUCAUGUUGGUUUCCAGAGAGGUCAUCCAUUCAUGGCUAAUUAAGCUUGGGUGGCCCAAUAAAGAAGCAUGUGUUGGCUGGAGAGUGCAGGAGGCGAGUGCCCAUAGCAGCUAACAUUGCCCAAAAAACAGCUAGUACUGCUCAAAAACCAACGCCAAUCAGGCAAUCACGUGUCAACAUACUACCCACUAAAAAGAGUACCCCUCCAUUGUUUCACACUUUCACCUUCUUCGCCUUAUCAUCUUCUUUCUUUUCUACCAUUUUUCUACAUUCAAGCUCGCUUCCUGAUCCUUAUCUACUCCUUUUUCUGGCAACAAAUUUUAUCCUUCUUUGCUUGAGCAGUGAGCAGCAGCAACCAAAUCCUAAUAUUUAAGGCUGGCUCCACGUGAUUGGGGUCACCAAAUAGAUUUCCAUCCCGCCAGUGCGUGAGAUGUGAGCAGUGGCAGUGAAUAGCGGCACGCCGGCACCGUAGCAGUCCAAAAUCUUUCCCUCCCCUGCGGCAAAUUUCUGGAAAUCUCUUCUUCAAUUUUUGUGAAAGUGAAAUCGAGAUUUCAAACGAUUUUACGAAAAAAUCGCGCUUUUACUUGCCAUUAGAAGAACCAGAUCAUCAGCAAAACAGAGUACAACAUUGUAGGACGCGCAUAUCAAAAUUAGCAUCCAUGGCUGUGAGUAGAAGAAUUCAGGUCGAAUCCAGAAACCGAAUUGGGUUUUCUCGAUCCACAUGGCCAAGGAAGCAGAAAGAAUUGAGAAUAAACAUGAAGCGAUUGAGAGUGGAGAUGGCGGGGAUCAGUACAGACCAGAAACGAAUUAGAAAAGACCAAACAGAAAUACGAGGGAAGUUGGAACAAAUUAAAGAGCAAUGCGCCAGGUUGAGAGAGGAAACGGAGGUGAUUGCGAAGCAGAAAGCUCGGAGUCAGCUUCUGCUCGUUCUUGUAUUCAAAAUCCUCAAGGCUCGUGAAGCAGGGGACUUCGCCACCGCAAUCAGUUUCACUCGGGCUCUCAGGGAUGUGAUUCAGAAGCAAGGAACAAAUAAAGGAAUAGCAGUGAUUGAUAAAUAAAGUCUGAUAUAUAUAUAUAUAUAUAUUAAUGUUUGUCAAAUUUUACGUACGUAGUUGUCUACAACGAUAAAGUGGCCACUAGACUGCGGGGAUGCUCUCAAUAAAGUCUGAUAUUUGUGUUAAACAAAGAUAUAAUAGUAAUUAUAAUAAGGUUUGGGAUUGCUUUUUUUUUGGAAGGGACAAACCAACUGGGUGUUGUGUGAGAGAGAAUGAAGGUUUUGUCAAUAAAUGGUCAGUUAAUGU
Messenger RNA from Rubroshorea leprosula, 1312 nucleotides. Lineage: Eukaryota; Viridiplantae; Streptophyta; Magnoliopsida; Malvales; Dipterocarpaceae. The record is from the annotation of a GenBank genome assembly.